AUGUCGGGCGAUGGCUCCAUCAUAAAAGCCGACAGAGACUACACCAAGGAAGUCGAUGCUGCCAUCCCAGAGGCUGAGAAGAUCGCACAAAAUGGACAAACACAGCAGGCAGUCGACAAGCUGCUCAGUCUCGAGAAGCAGACACGACAAUCAUCCGAUCUCCCAUCCACAUCGCGCCUCCUCGUAGCAAUCGUCACGAUAUCGAAGCAGUCUGGCGACUGGUCACUACUGAAUGAGCAGGUGCAGCUGCUCAGCAAGAAGCAUGGACAGCUCAAGCAGGCCAUCACCAAGAUGGUCCAGGUUGUCAUGGGCUUCUUGGACGACACACCGAGCUUGAACAGCAAGCUGAGCGUCAUCGAGACUUUGCGGACUGUGACUGAGGGCAAGAUCUUCGUCGAAGUCGAGCGAGCACGUGUCACACGAACACUAUCCAACAUCAAGCACCAGCAAAAGGACAUCACGGCUGCGAAGGACAUCCUCUGCGAGCUGCAGGUCGAGACUUUCGGGUCGAUGAGCAGGAGGGAGAAGACUGAGUUCAUCCUAGAUCAGGUAUCGCUCUGCAUUGAGGAUGGCGACUGGACACAGGCCGGCAUCUUAUCACGAAAGAUCAGCACACGAUAUUUCUCGCGCAAGCCAAAGAAGACAGCGGAGGAGCUCGAGAAGGCACGAAAGGAGAAGGAAGAGCGGGAGCGCAUGCGAUCAGAUGGCACAAUAGGCGAGGAAGAGCCAGAGGACGAUGACCCGACGGAUCUCAAGCUGCGAUACUACGAGCAGCAAAUCACACUCGCCAAGCACGACGACAAGUAUCUUGAGGCUUGCAAGCACUACCGGCAGGUGCUCGACACGGAGGCUGUGGAAGAGGACGCGACCAAGCUGAGUGCGGCUUUGGCUCGCGUCAUCUACUUCGUCCUUUUGGCACCUUACGACAACGAGCAGUCCGAUCUUCUCCAUCGCAUUGCACAGGACAGUCGCAUCAGCACGCAUACUCCAAGAGAGGGCCAGCUGUUGAAGCUCUUCACAGUGCCAGAGCUCAUGCGAUGGCCUUCCGUCGAGUCGAAUUACGGCGAGCAUCUCACCGCAACGGACAUUUUCGACCUCAAGGAGAACAAGAAGGACCCCAAGGCACACCAGCGGUGGUUGGACUUCCGCAAGCGCGUUAUCGAGCACAACGUUCGUGUCAUCGCGAAGUACUACACCCGCGUGCACUUCUCGCGCCUCACACAGCUUCUGGAUCUGUCGGAAUCGGAGACUGAGAAGUACAUCUCGGAUCUUGUCACCAGCAAGACCAUAUACGCCCGCAUCGAUCGACCGGCCCAGAUCGUCACUUUUGAGAAGAAGCGUGACGCCGAUGAAGUUCUGAACGAGUGGAGCAGCAACAUGAAGCAGUUGCUGGGGUUGCUCGAGCGUAUCGACCAUUUGAUCACGAAGGAGGAAAUGAUGGCUCGCAUUCAGCCCGUGGCUGAGAAGCAGUCGAGCAAGGCUACUGCUAAGGCUUAG
Molecule: messenger RNA, 1497 nt
Organism: Fulvia fulva
Lineage: Eukaryota; Fungi; Ascomycota; Dothideomycetes; Mycosphaerellales; Mycosphaerellaceae
Product: 26S proteasome non-ATPase regulatory subunit 12
Exons: 3
Coding region: 1-1497 (498 amino acids)
Cellular component (GO): nuclear proteasome complex; proteasome regulatory particle, lid subcomplex; cytoplasm
Source: RefSeq, a predicted model, not a curated record